UGGGGGGGAGGAACCCCCACCCCCCACCCCGGCAGCAGACCUGGACAGGACCCGAGGGCGGAGAGUGGAGCAAGACAGCUGCCUAGGGCUAAGACCGCGUAUGGUGGGACCUCCUGGGCCUCAAGGACCCGGGGUUCAGUUCUGGCUCCGCCCAGGACUGGCCUCUUGACCUUGGAUAGUUCACUUUCUUUUCUGGGUCUUGCUGUCCUCAUCCGUAAAAUGGAGAGCUUGGACUCACUGUCUCUCAAGGCCUUUCCACCCAAAACGCCUGUAACAGGCACUGUUAGGGUCUCCUGCUGGGUUUCCAGUUUAACAAAGAAAAACAAAACCUGAUUUAGGGAAACGGUAGUUUCUCUCUCUCUCUCUCUCUCUGAUGAAUCUCGGUGAUGCUCGCAGUUCCUGGGGAGGCUGGGCGCUCAGCGUCUACAGAGAUGGGGACCUUUGCUCAACAGGACCUAAGGGUACUUCCCUUUCCCCCAGCUGAGAAAGGGGAGUUGAACUUGCGCAAGAGGGGUAACUGGAAGGUCUGGGUGAAGUGCAGAAUCAGCAAAGGGAACUCCAGGGAGUCCAUGACCAGUUAGUUGCAGGGUCCUCCAGGCUGUGCUCGCUCCCUCCCUCUGCUCUGCCUCCACCCUGGUGUCUGUCUCUCCCUCGGGUGUCACCCUAGGGCUGGUGCAGGGCUGAGCUGGAUGAAGCGGUGGGGGGCGGGGCGUCAGGACCUUGGGGUCUUGCCAACCUCCUGCCAUCUGCAGCCUCAGGGUUGGGGUGAGGGGCUGUGUGGUGAGGGCACGAGCUGAGGGGCUGCAGCGCCAGCUGCCCUGCUGGGCCCGUCCUGGCCUCUGGUCUGUACCCCUUCCUUCUUGUUACUGGCUUCUCUCACCUCCACUUUUGCCGAUCGGAGGGGCCUCCUUCCUCCAGGAAGCCUCCUAAAGAACCCUUCCCCCACCCCUAGGUGCUCCCUCUUACCGCCUUGUUUUGUAAUUUUCUGUUCCAUAUUUCUCUUUCUAGGAGUUUCUUCCCCACCAGAUGGUGAUCUCCAGGAGGGAGGGCUGAGCAGGGACUUUAGGUCUUAUUUCUGGUUUCAUAGUCAAGAAAGCACAGGGCCUGGCCCUAGAAGGUUCUUCGGGAACAUCUGCGGAUUAAAAAUAAUGACAGCUAUGUUCCUUCAGUGAUUCCUGUUUGCCCAGUGCUGUUCUGAGUGAUUUACAUGCGUGAACUCUUUAAACCUCACAACAACCUGAAGUUACCAUCAUUAUCCCCACUUACAUGUAGUUUCAGGAGCAAGCUCAGCGACAGCCAAGGCCAGAGUCCAGAGGUACAAGGGCAUGGAAAUCAUGGGCUUGGACCUUGGUGCCAGAUGGCUUGAGUUCACCUGCUGGCUCCACAGCUGAUAGGCACCCAGCCUUGGGCAAGUGAAGCUGAGGCGGCCACUGCAGAAUGAACCGCAGCCCUGAGAAGGGGAAGUAGAAGCUCAGCUUGCUCUCUGCCAUGGCCUGUGAGCCGCAGGUGGACCCGGGGGUGGCUGGCCCCUUGCCCACCUCCUCCCCUGGCUGGGGCACCCUUCCUGCAGGGAGCCCUCCUGGCUGGGGGCAAGAGCUCCACAAUGGCCAGGUCCUCACAGUUCUCCGGAUCGACAAUACCUGUGCGCCCAUCUCCUUCGAUCUGGGAGUUGCGGAAGAGCAACUGCAGACCUGGGGCAUUCAGGUCCCGGCCGACCAGUACAGGAGCUUGGCCGAGAGUGCCCUGCUGGAGCCCCAAGUGAGAAGAUACAUCAUCUACAACUCGAGACCCAUGCGGCUGGCCUUCGCUGUGGUCUUCUACGUGGUGGUGUGGGCCAACAUCUACUCCACCAGCCAGAUGUUUGCCCUGGGGAACCACUGGGCGGGCGUGCUGCUCGUGACCCUGGCUGCGGUGAGCCUGACCCUGAUGCUCGUGCUUGUGUUUGAGAGACACCAGAGGAAGGCCAACACCAACACGGACCUCAGGCUGGCGGCUGCCAACGGAGCCCUCCUGAGACACCGGGUGCUGCUGGGGGUGACGGACACGGUGGAAGGAUGCCAGAGCGUGAUCCAGCUCUGGUUUGUCUACUUCGACCUGGAGAACUGUGUGCAGUUUUUGUCUGACCAUGUUCGAGAAAUGAAGACUAACCAAGAGCCCUUGCUGAGAAGCAGAUUGAGCCAGUUGUGUGUUGUUAUGGAGACUGGGGUGAGCCCCACGACAGUGGAGGGGCCUGAGAACUUGGAGGAUGCUCCUCUCUUGCCCAGCAGUCCUUCUCCCCAAGAGAGACCACUGAUGCAGACUGAGCUUCACCAGCUUGUUCCUGAGGCUGAGCCGGAGGAAAUGGCCCAGCAGCUGCUGGCAGUGUUUGGCGGCUACUACAUCCGGCUCCUGGUCACCUCCCAGCUCCCCCAGGCAGAGGGGACACGACACACAGACUCUCCGAGGGUUCCAUGCCCCUGCCAGCUCAUAGAAGCCCACAUCCUGGGCACAGGAUGCUGCCCGUUCCUGACCAGGUGACCUAGGGACGAAGGUACUCAUCUUCCUCCAAGACCGAGAAGUGGGGGAGGCUUCAGGAGCCCAACAUGGCCAGUGUGAGCCCCCAGUGAGAGCAGCAUCCGGGGCACUGCAAAGGGGGUCAGUCACGUCAGCAACAAGGGUGUCAUGCUCACUGUGGGACACUGCACAAAAAUGCUGACCCCUGGCAUUUGCAGAAGCUGAUGGUCGCUGAGCUGGGCCCAGCCCGAGCUACUCUGUGCUGCUCAGAACCGUGGGUGUGGAUGGAAGGACCCGUCUCCCAUCCCUUCCAGGGUCCGGAGAGCCCAGGAGAAACGAAGAUGGCGACUAGGGGAAUCGAUGCGUCCAAAACUUAGUCUCAGAUGAUGCUUCUAUCCCCAACCCCUCAUGUCAGUUGGAGAAACUGAGGCCCAGAGAGGAUACUGCUCUUUGUGGCCUUGCCUUGGAUGUCUAAAAUUGUAAGACUUCCUCUUUCCAAUCUGAGGAAAAUAAGUCAGUUUCAGAAUUCUCUCCAUUUUUAUGUUUUUCUCCCUCAUAUUUUAAGAAAAACAGUGGCACCUGGCACACAGGCCACAAAAGACAGAGAUGGAAGACAGGAGACAGAAGAAAGAGACAAAGGCAGAUAACCGUUAAUGUGAAAAUUUGGAAGAGACUGAUCCUGUUUGACUUGAGGAUUUAUUUUGUUCAAAAGUGUGCAUGCUUAUGGUUGUGGUUAUACUGCAGAUGUAUAACCGCAGUCGUGUUUUCUGACGCUAAUAUUGUCCUGGCAUGAAGUGUGAUCAGUCACUUGUGGAAUUCUGUGAUGAGCUCAGAGGCUCUUCAACAAGUUUGAAGACCCGUUGUCCCAUAGGCCCAAGUCCCAAAGCCCUGACCUGGCUUUGGAAGGUUCCCCAGCCCCCAAGACCCACCUUCGUCUACAAUUUUGGCUUCAUCUCCCACAUAGCCCUUUUAUAAGUUGAAACACUUUCCUGGUCUGACAUACCUAUGCCUUUCUAUCUAUCAGACUCCUAUUUAUGCUUUAAAGCCCAUCUUUCCUUACCCUUCCUUCAGGAAGCCUUCUAGCACAACCAGCCCUGCUGCUCUCUGACUCCUUUAAGUUCUUGAUAUAGCUGCCUCCCAUACUGAUGUGUUCUGUGUUAUUGAUUCUAUUUUCCUGUGUAAAUGCUAGUUUUUCUAGCUAGACUAUAAACUCCUCAAGGAUAAAGACUGUACCUUAUACUUUUUGUGCAUGACCUGAGCUUGCCAAGGAAAAAAAAAUCCUGUGGAUUGUUUUCCGUCUCCAUAGCACCUUUUGCAAAUUGUUCUCCAAACUCAUUUGAAUGAUAAAAUUGGUAUGGACCUGGGUUCUGGACCUGAUCUGCUACUUCUUGCUGUGUAACUCUUGACAAGUUACUUUCUUUGGCUGGUCCUCAGUUUGCCCAUCUAUAUAAUGGGUGUAUAAUGGAUCAUUCUUAAAGGCCCUUCCAGGGCCAUAGUUCUGAGAAUUUCCAACUUAUUCUACGCCCUCCUAGCUCUUGGCCUGUCUGUCUGUUAUGCCUUUAUCUACAUGCAGAAAGGUCCUAUGGCCCCACAUGGCUAAGGUGUCCUGGUGUGCCCCUGGACAGAACACUAGCCUAGCUAGCGGGAGACUGGAUUCUUGUCCCCAGUCUGCUGCUUCCUAGCUGUGUGACCUUGGCUAAGUCACUUAAGCUCUCUUAGUGUCACUUGACUCCUUCAUAAAAUGGAUCUGGUGAACAUGCAAUGUAAUAAUGCGAGUGACUCACCAUGUAAGAGACGGGUCUGACUAUGCACUUUCUCUGUGCCGGAGAAGAGAGAUCGUGUGUGUGGACCAGCCCCGGAAAUGGCUGUUGUAGGCAUCUAUCUUUAGUCGAGGUUGCAGGCAGCUUUAUUCAAUGAAAUUAUUCACUAAGGUGAUCACUGUCUUUCUGACCCGACACAGAGGAAAUACUGGCUGUGAAUGUGACCGGUAGAAACCUGUAUUUAUUGUCCCAUCAUAAAACUGUAGUAUGUAUAACAGAGAAUAAAAAUGUAUUUGUUAAAUGACAAA
This is a messenger RNA of Lemur catta (Ring-tailed lemur), 4561 nucleotides long. RefSeq names its product transmembrane protein 268 (gene TMEM268). The record is from RefSeq and is a predicted model, not a curated record. Bases 1489 to 2517 code for a protein of 342 amino acids. Lineage: Eukaryota; Metazoa; Chordata; Mammalia; Primates; Lemuridae. The transcript has 10 exons.